Messenger RNA from Funneliformis mosseae, 545 nucleotides. The record is from the annotation of a GenBank genome assembly. Lineage: Eukaryota; Fungi; Glomeromycota; Glomeromycetes; Glomerales; Glomeraceae.
AAUGUAAAGAGUUAAUCUCAGAAUUUUGGUAUUAUGAUGCUAAAAAAAAACCUUUUGAUUUACCUUAUGUUCAAAGCUUAGAUACUCCUAUAUUAUGGUGGGGAUCUAUUAAAAGUCAACCACGUCAUUUACCUGAAUUAGCAUUUCAGCUUUUUAGUAUUUCUCCAUCACAAGCUAGUUGUGAAAGAAAUUUUUCUAUUUUGAAAUGGUUUAUUAGUGAUAGGCAUACACGUCUUAAUGUUACAAAACUUGAAGGAAUGGUAAAAAUAAGGUCUUAUUAUAUAACAAAUAUACGAAAUGAACUUAUUUAUUAUGGUAAAGAGUUAAAGGAAUCAGAAUUACGCAAAAUAGUAAAUAUUUCAGCAAUAGCAAAUACUAAUUUAGUUUUAGAAGAUUUUGUGAAUUUACGAGAUCCAAUUUUUCAGGAUGGAGAAAAUGGAUUACGUGAAGAAUUAAAUAUACCUAAUAUUGAUGAAGAAAAUAUUAAUAUGGAUUUUGAUUCUGUUAAUUUAGUUGAUGAUAUUUUGAAUGUUGAAAUGGAUUGA